This is a messenger RNA of Amaranthus tricolor (Joseph's coat), 1077 nucleotides long. Its product is annotated as pathogen-associated molecular patterns-induced protein A70-like. NCBI's taxonomy places the organism in Eukaryota, Viridiplantae, Streptophyta, Magnoliopsida, Caryophyllales, Amaranthaceae. Bases 265 to 975 code for a protein of 236 amino acids. The record is from RefSeq and is a predicted model, not a curated record. The transcript has a single exon.
AUCUAUGAAAAUUAAAAAAUAGAUAAAUUUAUAAGAUGGACUUAAAACAAAAGAUAAAAAGAGAAGAGAAUCCAAUAACGACAAAACUCCAGUUUUCAGCUACCAGUACCACUCAGGCACUCACAUAACAUUCACACAUCUACUUCGUAUAACAUCACUAAAAAAAAUAACCACUUAUAUAUACAUCACCUUCACAUUACCUCACUGCCUUUAUACACCCUAUCCUCACUCCUCCCCUCCCUUUAGUUUCUGCAAAAAUUAACAAUGGUGGAAGCUCAAGUUAUAGCAACAUGGUUGACUCCUACUUCUCUCUUUGUUCUCCUCAAUAUCAUCCUUGCUACCAUUUUUCUCGCUACGAAGAACAACAGCAAUAAUAAUAAUAAUAAUCAUGAUUUGAACCACCAAAACGACGUCGUCGCCGCCGCUCCUCAGCUCUUACGUCCGCCUUCACUCUUCACGCGUGUGCCGUCCUUUAAUUUCUCUAAUAAUUUUUACUCCGGUGUUCAAGAUCCGGCUGUUACAGUCACACGUGCGCCGUCGUUGCUUUACCGAGUGACGUCGUUUAAUUUCGGCCGCGCUCCUCAACAGCCGCAGGUUGAAGGCGAGAGUAAGAAGGAAAACGAGAAGGAAGAGGUUGAGGCACGUGAUGAUCAUGUGAGGAGAGAGAAAGUUGUUGAAGAAAAAGAUCAGCCUCAACAGGUAGAGCAGGUGUUGGAGGUUAGUAAGAAAAAGAAAAACAACAACCACAAUAAUAUUAACAAUAAUAACAAUAAUAAUAACAAAGUGAAAUCGGUGAAGAAAAUAAGUAAAGAGAAAACGGCGUCGUCGAAAGGUAAGGAUGAAGAGAUAGAAGUAGAUGCAAAGGCAGAUGAUUUUAUAAAUAAAUUUAAGCAGCAGUUGAAGUUACAGCGUUUGGAAUCUUUGCUUCGUUACAGGAAUAAUAAUACUCCCAUUGCUGUUGCUGCCACCACUUGAAUCUUGUAACUUAAAUCUUUGGCUUCUUUCUAUCUAUUUGUCUUUUGUAUUUGUCAAUUUCUGUAUUUUUGCUUACUACUAUUAUUACUAGAUUACUCUUAA